GCUCAGUUGUGAAGGUGAGGCCGCUCGUGGCUCGUUAAGGGUUUUCCUUUUAGGGGGGGAUUCCUGUGCGCGUGGCGGCUGGAGGACAUAAAAGACGCCGCGCGGUCAGUGUCACUUUGAUCGCUGCGCCUCUGUGGCACGUUCUCUGCAGCGCGUGCUGAGCUGAUCUGGAGCAGUUUGUGUGGAGGCGCGCGCGCGCUGUGUGUAAGACUGGCGCGUGAACCGGCAGAAGAAAGGGGGAAAGAAAAAAAAAAAGCAGCGCGAGCCACCCAGAGACAGAGAGCCAGGCAGCCCGCGCGAGCGCCCAGCAGCUAGCAGCCGAACACUUCGAGAGAUGGUCACAUCCACGCGUGGAAUCCUGCUCUUGACGAUGCUAAUAUGUCUCCAGCAGUGUGCUAACGUCCACGGUACAAAGACAGAAUGUGAAACCAACCAGUUUCAGUGUGGAAACGGUCACUGUGUCCCAUCGGUUUGGAAAUGCGAUGGUGAUGAGGACUGUGCCGACGCCAGUGAUGAGCGCGCCUGUGUUCAGAAGACAUGUGCAGAGGUGGACUUUGUGUGUCGUAACGGUCAAUGUAUCCCAAAGCGGUGGCACUGUGAUGGUGAGCCAGACUGUGAAGAUGGUUCUGAUGAAAGCCAGGAAGUCUGCCACACGAGGACGUGUCGUGUGAACGAGUUCAGCUGCGGACCAGGAUCCACCCAGUGUAUCCCAAUUUUCUGGAAAUGUGAUGGCGAGAAGGACUGCGACAGUGGAGAAGAUGAGGUCAACUGUGGCAACAUCACCUGUGCCCCAAAUGAGUUCACAUGUGCCAGUGGCCGCUGCAUUUCCCGUAACUUUGUGUGCAACGGUGAAGACGACUGCGGCGACGGCUCUGAUGAGUUGGAAUGUGCGCCGUCCUCCUGUGGGCCCACUGAGUUCCAGUGUGGAAACUCAUCGUGUAUCCCAGCCAGCUGGGUGUGUGACGAUGACGUUGACUGCCAGGACCAGUCAGACGAGUCUCCAGCUCGUUGCGGCCGCCACCCAACGCCACCGGCUAAAUGUCUGUCCAGUGACAUGCAGUGUCGCUCAGGGGAGUGCAUUCACAAGAAAUGGAGGUGUGACGGCGACCCCGACUGCAAGGACGGCAGCGACGAAGCAAACUGUCCUGUUCGCAUAUGUGGACCAGAUCAGUUCAAGUGUGAUGAUGGGAGCUGCAUCAUGGGCAGCAGGCAGUGUAAUGGCCUCAGGGACUGUGCAGAUGGCUCAGAUGAAGUAAACUGCCGGAAUGCUACUCACUGUAAUGGACCAGAGAAGUUUAAGUGCCGCAGUGGGGAAUGCAUCGAGAUGUCGAAAGUGUGCAACAAGGUCAGAGAUUGUUCUGACUGGAGCGACGAACCAAUCAGUGAAUGCAAUGUGAACGAGUGUCUUCUGAACAAUGGUGGCUGCUCUCAUCUGUGCAAAGACUUGACAAUUGGCUUUGAGUGUUACUGUACACCUGGACUGCAGCUCAUCGACCACAAGACCUGUGGAGAUAUCAAUGAGUGUCUGAAUCCAGGGAUCUGCAGUCAGAUCUGCAUCAACCUGAAAGGAGGAUACAAGUGUGAAUGUCACAACGGGUACCAAAUGGAUCCAACCACUGGAGUCUGCAAAGCAGUUGGAAAGGAGCCUUCCCUGAUCUUCACUAACCGUCGCGAUAUCAGACGUCUGGGUCUAGAAAGGAAGGAAUACACUCAACUUGUGGAACAGCAACGGAACACAGUGGCUCUGGAUGCAGAUUACAACCAGCAGAUGAUAUUUUGGGCUGAUCUGGGCCAGAAGGCAAUCUAUAGCACUGUUCUGGACAAACGAAAUGUCAGCAUUCACAACAAAGUGAUAGACAAUGUACAGACUCCUGUGGGAGUAGCUGUGGACUGGAUUUAUAAGAACCUGUACUGGUCGGAUCUUGGCACCAAAACAAUCUCUGUUGCCAAUUUUAAUGGGACAAAGCAGAAGAUUCUGUUCAAAGAGGGCCUGAAAGAACCUGCUUCUAUUGCUGUGGAUCCACUGUCCGGGUUCCUGUACUGGUCUGACUGGGGUGAACCAGCGAAGAUUGAGAAAUCUGGCAUGAAUGGGGCAUCUAGACAAGUUCUCGUGGCAACAGACAUCCAGUGGCCAAAUGGAAUCACCCUGGAUCUGAUCAAAGGCCGGCUGUACUGGGUAGACUCUAAGCUGCACAUGCUCUGCAGUGUCGACUUAAAUGGAGACAACAGGAAGAAAGUGCUGCAGUCUCCAGACUACCUUGCUCACCCCUUUGCUCUCACUGUUUUUGAGGAUAGAGUCUUCUGGACAGAUGGCGAAAACGAGGCAAUCUAUGGUGCAAAUAAAUUCACGGGUGCUGAGGUAGUGACGUUAGCCAGCAACCUGAAUGACCCUCAAGACAUCAUCGUCUACCACGAACUGAUCCAGCUGUCGGGUACAAACUGGUGUGCAGAGAGAGGAGAGAAUGGUGGCUGCAGCUACAUGUGUCUGCCUGCACCACAGAUCAACAAACACUCUCCAAAAUAUUCCUGCGUGUGCACGGAGGGGCAGGAGCUCGCUGCUGACGGCUUGCGCUGCAAACCUGAGUCCAACAUGAGCACGUCGGUCCAGGUCAACUCUACAGCCAAAGGAUCUGCUGCAGCCUGGGCCAUACUACCCAUACUGCUGCUGGCGAUGGCGGCGGUAGGAGGCUACCUAAUGUGGAGGAACUGGCAGCUGAGGAACCAGAAGAGCAUGAACUUUGACAACCCAGUCUACCUGAAGACCACAGAAGAAGACCUGAACAUAGACAUCACGCGACAUGGUGCCAACGUAGGACACACCUACCCUGCAAUUUCAGUAGUGAGCACAGAAGAUGAUUUAUCGUGACAGACUUGCCUCCUGGUUUCCUCCACCGGCAGUCGUCUCUCGCGGCGGCGUCCCUGACUAUACGGCCACAAGCCUGAAGUGCAUUAUGUCAUUUCCUGUGAAGACGACUAGAGAAGAUGUUAUUUAUUACAUGUGAAUAUUACAAUGUUUUCAUUCUGCAUCCAAAGUGUUUUGUUCUUCUUGAUCAGCUUCAAGUGGUGCAGGGGGUGCUCAGACCCAUAAUGUUUGCUUGCGAAGCUAGUUUUUGUUUUUCAUCACCCACUCAAGUGUCACACUCCAUCUUUAAGUGACAGAUGAACAUCAGUGAGUUCCACAAUUUCAUCUUUCUUUUCUUUUAAAAAAAUUAAGUAGCUUUUCCAUAAACUUGCACAGGACUAGAAUCCAGUUUUGAGACUCUUUGGAGCACAUUCAGACUUGAAGUUAACUUUGCACGGAAAACUGUCACGCUGUGCGACCUCUUGAGACUCAACUUUGUGAAUAUUAAUGAACGAUCAUGUGUACAGAAAAGAUAUUUAAAAUAUUAAAGCUUCUUUUUUCUUUUUUUUCCCCAGCCGUACCUCCCGGAUUGCAUUCUUACGAGCAGUGAUCUCCGUUAUUAUUUAUAGAGCUUUGUAAGGAUCACUAUGGUUACAGCUUUGUAAACAUUUCCCUGUCUGCCUGAACACAUGUCGUCAGUCGGGACUCUUAAUGCACUUUGAUCCACUGUUACUUGUGUAAAUAAGAUUGUGUAAAUUUGGAAUCUUUUGCUACAGGUGGGUGGAGUUACCAGGGCUCACAUGUAUUUAAGAAUCAAGAACAAACUGAAUUUGGUCAAAAACUAUUUUGUAUGUUUGUGCUGUUGCUGUGAACUUUUUCUAGCCUUGUACAGUUAAAGGGGAACAUGAACUUAAAAGCUCCAUAUCUGUGAAACUGAUUUUUCAAAUCACUUGAAAAUAAGACCGUAAUGUUUGAAAA
Messenger RNA from Thalassophryne amazonica, 3820 nucleotides. It is a transcript of the gene vldlr, whose product is annotated as very low density lipoprotein receptor. Lineage: Eukaryota; Metazoa; Chordata; Actinopteri; Batrachoidiformes; Batrachoididae. The transcript has 19 exons. The record is from RefSeq and is a predicted model, not a curated record. Bases 335 to 2866 code for a protein of 843 amino acids. Gene Ontology annotation, molecular function: protein binding; calcium ion binding.